Messenger RNA from Candoia aspera, 6859 nucleotides. RefSeq names its product cingulin like 1 (gene CGNL1). The transcript is spliced from 19 exons. The record is from RefSeq and is a predicted model, not a curated record. Lineage: Eukaryota; Metazoa; Chordata; Lepidosauria; Squamata; Candoiidae. Gene Ontology annotation, biological process: protein localization to cell-cell junction. Gene Ontology annotation, cellular component: bicellular tight junction; myosin complex. Bases 97 to 3933 code for a protein of 1278 amino acids.
CGGGCGGGCGGGCCCGGGCAGCCGGACAGAGGCGCUCGGCUCAGCUCGGCGGAGACGCGGCGCGGACUGGAUGGAGAGCUUUGGUCUAUGUGAAUUAUGAGGUCCUACUCCAGUGGUUUCCGGCAGCAGCAGCAGCAGCACAAGCACUGUGCAACCCCCCCCAAGCUUGUAACACAGGAGACCCCAAAGAACACUCCGAAUGCAAAGGCUGGGUCCUAUGGAGUCAGCAUCCGGGUCCAAGGGAUCGAUGGCCAUCCGUAUAUUGUGCUCAACAACACCGAGGGAUGCUUGUCAGCAAAUCCUGCGGGGCCUGAAAAUGGCCAGCCAGUUGCAUCCAAGGCAGCUGAUAGGCCAGUGCCAGACUUGCCUCUUCCUGCUGUUGAGCUGGAGAAGAAAAACCACAAAGAAAGACCAUCGGGAGGGUCUUGCAAUAAUGUGCCACCCAGUCGGAUUAUAAGCCUGAAGCAAGCCAGCAUGGAUGAGGGAAAGAAAACAACCUCACCUUUCAAAGCUGGGAUUUCCCAGUCCUCUAAUCUGCUGAACUUCCAGAGAUAUCCAGAGCUUCUUCAGCCCUAUAAUCCUGCAAAUAAUAUCUUGAAUCUGGAGGGCCUUCAGCCUCCUCUGUUUAGUAAAUCCCAGUCUCUUGAGGAUGAGGGGAAAUUGAAUUCCAAGCCUUGGAACUCAUCCUUGAAGGUAGCAUUAGAUGUCUCAGCCCCCCAGUUUGCAGAAUUGGCUAAAUCAAAACCAAAAACAGUAGAUUUGACCAAGCCCAACCCAAGCAAGCAGCAAUUGGAAUGCACCAGUGUUGCUGACAGUCCUAAUGGAAUGCAUGAAUCUCUUUCUUCUGGUGGUGGAUCUUCAUGUGCUGUAAGUUCUUCUGUCUCCCAAGAUACUAGGAAAUGUAGACCUGACCUCCUUCCUUUACGCCAAGAUUCAGCAGGAGCAGUUCUGAAUGGUUCACAGAAAUCUUCAUCUUCAUCAACAACUCCAACUUCUGCAGCAUCCUUGUAUAAGUUUUUCCUAGAUGACCAAGAAUAUGCCAUCUAUGCUGACAACGUUAACCGGCAUGAAAAUCGGCGUUACAUCCCAUUUUUGCCUGGAACUGGCCGUGAUAUUGAUACUGGCUCCAUUCCUGCAGUUGAUCAGCUUAUUGAAAAGUUUGACAGGAAGGUGUGUUCCCAAAGAAGGGGAAGAUUAGGGUUCAGGAAUAGAAUUCAUCCAGAGGAUCAUAAACGAGCAAAGAGCGUAGACAGUGCCCUAUCUUAUGGACCGAAAGUGAAUUCUGAUCGCAUAAACGAGUUCACUAAAAGUUUGGGAAUGUCAUCAGAGCAUUUGGUCCAGCCCUCCCAGGUUUGCCUUCAGAAGCCGUUGUCUCCAGAGCAAAAGUCGGCAUCUCUUGGAGAGCGGGCGGCCCCUUGGACAGCAGGCAAGCACCAAGCGACAGCAGGAAUGAGAGAUUCUCCCAGCAGCCACUUUCAUUCUUUGCAGCAUCUCAGGCAAAGCCAAACAAACCCUGAGAGUUCAUCUUCGACGUCUUCCAUUCUUCCAGGGCAGAAUAGAAAAAGUGACAAUAAAACGAUGGUCUCUACUCUCUUGUUACCAAACUGCGCUGCCAGUCAGAACCUUUCUGUGGAAACAUUUGCUUCUGCUUCGAAAAGUGCUCAGGUAACGCCUGACCUGCUCAAGGGCCAGCAGGAACUUGCCCAGCAAACCAGUGAAGAGACGGCCAAGCAGAUUCUCUACAACUAUCUCAAGGAAGGUAGCAGUGAAAACGAAGAUGCAACGAAGAGGAAAGUCAACUUAGUAUUUGAGAAAAUACAGACUUUGAAGUCCAGAGCAGCUGGGAGCCCCCAGGCAUCUGAUGCUUCAGUGGAAAUCAAAAUGCUGGUGGAAGAGAAAAAGCAGUUGGCAAAGGAGUUUUCUAUGCUACAGAGGAAGCUGGACUUGGAACUCAAGAAUCAGCAAAAUGUCAAAGCAGAAAGACAGGCAAUGGAAGCAGAGCUUCGGGAGCUUCAGCGACAGCUUGAAGAAAACAUGGAGGAGAAAGACGCUUUCAGGAGGCAGCUGAAAGAGAGCGAGAAAGACCUGAGAGAAAACCUGGAGGAGCUUUUCCAAGUGAAAAUGGAACGGGAGCAGCACCAGAAAGAGAUUCGGGACUUGCAGGAUCAGCUUUCCGAGAUGCACGAUGAACUGGACAGCGCAAAACUUGUGGAGGAUAACGAGAAGGAGCUGCUAAUUGAGGAAUUGGUGCAGUUGAAGCAGGACCAGCAGGAGCUCCUGAUCCUCAGAGACCAGCAAGAAGAGAUCCUGAGGCGGCGGGAGCGGGAGCUGACUGCCCUGAAGGGAGCCCUGAAGGAGGAGGUGUCCAGCCACGACCGGGAGAUGGACCGCCUCAAGGAGCAGCAUGGCAGGGAGCUGCAGACCCUGAGGGACAGCGUGGCCAAAGCCACGGAGAAAAUAGAUGCCCUGUCCAGUGCAAAGGCUAAAGCUGAGAAGAUGCAGCAGAGCCAAGAAGAUCAUGUGGUUGGGAUGACAGAGCAAAACUGCCAGCUGAGGAAGGCCCUGGUGGAGCUGGAGAAGAAGCAGGAAGAACUCCACUUGCAGCUUGAGAACUUGAGGAGGGGCAGGGACGAAGCUGAGGAAAGGCUGAGAAGGAGCAUGAAAGAGAUGCAGUCCUUGGGCCAUGCAAAGGAGGAAGCCCGUGAGCUGGCCUCAGCCAAAAUGUCUUUGGAAGCCCAGCUGGAGGAUGCCCAGAGAAACAUCAGUCGGCUGAGCCAGGAGCAGCAGCAGCUGAUGGUCUGCCUGAACGAUGAAGCUUCCCAGAAGGAUGAGCUUCGGAAGAUGAAGAGUGGAUUGGAGAACGAGCGACAGCAGCUGGACAAGACUGUUGAAAGGCUGCACAGGGAGAUGGCAGAAAUCAUCAAGGUGUCACAGGCAUCCACGCUGGAACUCCAGAACCAGCUUGAGGAGUACAAGGAGAAGAACUGGCAGGAGCUGGUAAAUUCCCAGCGGCAGCUGAAGGAGAAAACCCUGGAGUUAGAAAAGACCAGCCAAACAAUCCUCAAAAUGCAAGAGGAGGCACAUUUUGUGGAAGAAGAAUUACAGGGUCACAAAAAAGCCCUGGAAGAAGCUCUUACAAAAACUCAGCUUCUGGAACACACUGUGAAGACCUUGGAAUAUGAACUGGAAACCAAGAACCAGUUGAAAGAAGAUCGGGCAAGACAGGCCAAGAUCAUGGAGGACAAAAUAUCCCAGCUGGAGCUGGAGCUUGAAGAAGAACAGAACAGCUCCGAUAUCCUGUCUGAGAGGGUUCUCAGGUGCAGGGAGCAGAUUGAGCAAAUGAGGAGUGAACUCCUUCAGGAAAGGGCAUUGAGGCAAGAUCUGGAGUGCGACAAGGUCGCCCUGGAAAGACAGAACAAGGACCUGAAAAGCCGGAUCCUUCACCUCGAAGGCUCUUACAAAUCCAGCAAGGAAGGCCUCCUUGUGCAGAUGGAAGCCCAGAUUGUGGAACUGGAGGAGCGGUUGGAGAGAGAGGAGAGGGACCGAGCUCACCUCCAGGUGACUAACCGCCGACUGGAGAGGACUGUGAAGGAGCUCCUGAUGCAGGUGGACGACGAGCAUCUCUCCCUGACAGACCAGAAGGACCAGCUCAGCUUGCGCCUGAAGGCGAUGAAGCGGCAGGUGGAGGAGGCUGAAGAAGAAAUAGACCAGCUGGAGAGCACCAAGAAGAAACUUCAGAGGGAGCUGGAAGAGCAGGUGGAUGCGAACGACCAGCUGCAGCGGCAGCUGAACGCCAUCAGGCAGGACCUCAGACGCAAGAAGACUUCGAGUAAACUGCUAAGUGACUUUGACUGUGAGGACGAUGAUCUCAGCACUGACGGGGAGAGCCUUUACGACGCCCCGCUGGGAUUUAGGUCCUUAAAGCAAAGCUAAAAAGGAAGCCGGUUGCGGAUGCUCCACCUUCACCGUUGGAAGUCCAGGCUCUGCGGAAUUGAGAAGCCAUUGGCAGCAGGAGUAUUAGCGUCGGGUGGAUUUUACUCAUUUUUCUGAAAUGUGCCGUGUUCAGAUUUAGUUCAGGAAUAAACAUUUGCGAACAAAAGGGAGCAGUCCGGCGAUCCAAAGGCGCCUCCGGCUCUGGUGACGAGUGCCCCGCCAGAACGGGCUGCUCCUCGGCCCGACUUUGAGGAGGUCGGCAUUCUGCUCUGGGGCAAGGCUUUUUCAGAGGACGGGGAGGAGGGGGAUUAGCUGGUUAUUGUGAGCCGAGGAAGGAACGUGCAAAGCAGGAGGUACGAAUGUAUGUAUUUCCAAACGAGAGUCUUUUGCUCCUCUUGCGACAUUUUGGUAUAAUUUCAUGUUUCUAUAGAGCACAUCAGUAGUGUGGAAAUCUACAUUCAGUGUCACAUUGUUUAUAAGCUGUAAGACCCUGUUAAAUUCCAUUUGUUCAGCUAACGUGCUUUAUGGUCUGAAGGAGAGGAGGGUGACCUUGGAAAGAUCAAAAAAGCAGGACCUUCUACAACAUUGGGAGCAAUUUCUGGUCAGAAAACUUGUUUCCCCUCCCAGCCUUAGCAGCUCCCUUAGUUUCAGAGGGUGUGUGGGGAGCUUGCUCUCACUUCCGCAGAUCAAUGGAGAGACCGUCGACGUUUGCACCUGAUCCUGCACUGCCGUAGCGAAGGAAGGCACCUUUGCUCCCAGGUGGUGAUCUGAAUUCCCCGUGGCCUCAGCAGGAAGUGCAGUAGCCAUUCCUGAGCCCUUCUGCCUUUCCAGAAAAGUUUUCUUUUUCUCAGUGGGAACUCUCUUUUCCACUGGCCCAAAGUUUGGCCCAACACUCAAAGGGCCUGGAGCCUUCUGGGAAGGUAUCAGCCUUAGCUCGAGAAAAGCUGGCUGGACUUGCCUGCUCGAGCCAAGGGCCACGUUUUGGUCGAAGCCGUUUAUGUUCCCAGCCGAGGCGUGCUGCUUUUUCCUUCACCGAUCAUUACAUCUGGAUGUAAUGUGGAUUAUAAAGGACUGUCCAACGAGCAUAUGAGAAAAAGCAUUUCCGUUUUCCCUUGGGACCCUCUUGUUUCCUGGUUUUAGCUGUGGGUACCUGUAAAUGGCAUUUGAGUACAUUGGAAGAACUUUGGGGUAUUUGCAAAAGUUUCUAUUGUAAUCUGCUUUUUUAUCUUUUCACCAAAUCUUUGCUCUAUGGGAACAAUCUGAUCCUCAGAUUAAUGAGGAAAUAACAGCAUAGGCAGCUCUAUGUAAUUGUCCUAUUCUACAGCUUUGUUGGUUAAAGUGUUGAAUUAAGAAUUGGUUAGCACCAAAUAUGAGUGUUUCUCAGAGACAGCAUUGAGGAUAUUGAAUUUCAGUAUAAAAAUAAAUCCUGGAAGCUGUACAAUCCACUAAUUUCUGCAGGGUCCACUGUGGACCUUGUAAAGGGAGAAUGCAGUCACAUGAAAAAAAUAAUGUUCCUAAAAAGAUUUGGCAUCUGUACUUUGAGGGUGCUUGGUGUGUGAGUGGAACCUUAAGUAGGACCCGGUUUGACCCCCAAAAACAUGUUUUGGGCUUUAGAUCCAAACACGCAAUUAUUUCCAUUGGACACACCAACAAUUGCCUUCACUCCACCACCUGCCUCCAAAGUCCAAGUGCCACUUAGUGGGAGCCGAGGCCAUAGAUAAAGGGAACGAGGGAAGGGAAACCCAGAAUUUUCAUUUGGGCUUCGUGUGCGUGUCUGCAUACACAUCCCAAAUGCAAUGCAAAACAUCCUGACUCCCGACUGACCAGUUCGUGGAAGUACGGCAGCAGCACUGGGAUUAGCUGGUCUCCGUUGCAGUUGGAUGCUGACUGUGGUGGCCAUGGCUUUUUGGGGUGGGCCGAUGCGUAAAGAAUCUUUGUGUUGCCAUGAGAUUUGGAAAAAAAAGUUCUGCCGGCCUGCUGAGGUCAGCCUGAGGAAGAUUUUUGCUUGGCAGAAGACCCCGGUGGAAACCCCCCCCCCAUCUGUGUGCUGAAGGCCCCUGGUUCAGCCCUGCCAUCCCAGAGGGGGUGGAAGAGCCUUUGUUGAAAAGUAGGAGGCAAGUCAACCAGGCGAGCUGCCCAUGUUCCUACAGGGAAGGGGCGUUGCUUCAGUUUUAUAGAACACAUUAACGGUAGCCACGAUGGAACCACGGAAGAUAACCUAAAGGAUUGGAACUUCUUGCUAGGCCGUUUCUGACAGUAGCAAGUAGUUGGGAGAAAUCUUGAACCCAGAUAGUGUUAUUUUCUACUCCAGCAGAAAUGGGAUCAUGAAGGAAUUUGUCCAAAUAUUAGGAUAACUUUAGAGUCUGUCUCCCACCUGGAAUAUUAAUUAACUCCUUGAUGACAUGAUUUGUAAAUAUGUCUCAAUAUAUACAGAAUUACAAAGCAUUUGAUAUCCAUGGGUAGCUAAUAGGAAUAUAUUUGUUCUGAGAUGUGCAUGAUUUUCAGCAGAUUUUCAACAGAUGAAUCCUGCAGGAGGUUUGCAGCUAAUCUGAAUGGGAUGCAUUUUGCGUUACCUUUCAAUAGCUUUUUUUUGUAAAACAAGGAAGAAAGGACCUGGACAUUUGCUGUGUUGACAAUCAGUAGAAACUCUUGUAUAUUUCUUCUGAUGCUAAAAUGCCAACUUUCUUUUAAUAUUACUCUUUAUAACUCUCCUCCUGGAUUCUACCUGGACAAGUAGAAGACAAAAAUCCAUUGGGAAACAAAUUCACUUUUAAUUUCAAGGGCUUUUGCCGAAGAAACUUCCAGUGAAAGCUGAGACUGUAACUAAUUUGGAGAAAAACCAGAAUAAUUUUUGCAGCUACCUCCAGAUAUGCUAAACCAUAAAACUCAAGUUAUUUUGAAAUAAAUUACCUGGUAAAUCUUUCUA